ACCCCACUGACAUUUUCCUGGGAGACUGACGUCCCGUGACAUCCCUGUGUCCCGUGUUUUACACCUUGAUUAUUAAAGCAUUUAAAUUAUCGAUUCGCUGGACCGUGUACAUCAUAUUUGUACCAAAAAAUGUUCUUAAAACAUUACAUAAAUGGAAUUACAUUUAAUAUAACUUAAAUGUAUUUUAGAAAACUAAACCUAUGCAGUUACACCCGGAAGUAAAUAGGUCGGAGACAUGCUAGUCAGAGCCUAGCGAGCUCGGAGUCAUUGCGUUGUUGUGUCUGGACCUAACGUACCAGUAAAGUCCACGGAGAACCCUGAUCAAGAGUGGGCUGGAGACAUGGAGAGUGGAGAGGACCCUCUGCAGCCCUCGCAAACAGAGAAAGAGAAUAAGAGCCAGGCAACGGUGCCACCGCGCAGUUCACAAACACAGCACGUGUGCCGCUUCUACUCUCAAGGGAGGUUCUGUCAGUUUGGGAAAAGAUGUCGGUUCCUUCACCAGCGCGGGGAGGCCAAGCAGGCCCCCAAGGGGCUGGAAAACCGUAACGAAAACCGCAACGACGUAGCAGCAGAGCCUCAUGAACAUGCCAAUGUCCAAGCCGAGGACUCCGCAGCCAAGAGCGGCUCGCAGCCCGGCGCCGCCCAGUCCAGAAGAGAGAGACCCAGGCGCCCCUGUCGUUACUUUCUGUCCGGCUACUGCGCGAUGGAAGACCGGUGUCGCUUUUGGCACCCCGAGCAGCUCCCGCCAUUAGACAACCGGCCAGGGCCCAGAGAGAGGGAUGCCCCGGUUCCCAGGGCGCCGGUCGCGCGCCCCAACCCCAUCGAGAUGGCUGUGAAACUGAGCGAGCUCACAGCGGACGCGGCCAAACAGCUUCGAGACACGGAGAUCUGCCAGCUGCUGAAGCGCAUCCCCAAAGACCAGCUCAUCGUGCAGGAGAGGGAGGACGGCCUGCUCACAUACUACCGGAUCACCGUGCAGCCCACCGAUCCUGACUGGCCAUUUGACUUGAAGGAAAUUGACAUCAUGAUUAGUUUCCCAGAGACGUAUCCCCAAGAGGUUUUCACUGUGGAUGUCCCUGAGGACCAGGAUUUCCCAGCUAUUAUGGGCAGACAUUUGUGCCAAGCCUCUCAGGAAUGGUUGCAGGCCAAGCGGGCGACCAAUGAGCUGAUGGGGAAGGUGGAGCUUCUGUUCCGUCCUUUCCUUCACUGGUUGGACCGCAACAUGGAGAGGCUGUUCACUGAGGGAGCCCGAGAGCUGAAGAAGGACAUAGACGCAGAACGUUAUGGAAUCCGCUUCGUCCCCUACCAGCAGCUCCAAGCAGCGGUGUGCAGGGAGCAGACCACGGAAUCCGAGUCGGCCUCUGAUGAAGAGGACGAGGAGGAGGAUGAUGAAGAGGAAGGAGAGGAGGAGGAGGAGGAGGAGGGAGAGGAAGGGGGGUCAGAAGACGAAGAGGGGGAGGAGUCGAGCCGGCGGGUGGAGAACGUGAAGAGCUCGGAGCCUCGGAGGGGGACGGAGGUGCGGCUUCAGGGGCUGGAGCUGGGGGAGGAGACAGCCACUGUAACGGCCCGGCAGAUCACCGUCACGCUGCAGUGCAGCAGGUGCAAGGUGACCGCAGACCUCACUCUGACGGGCCGGUUGCCGUGCACAGCCCAGUGUGAGAAGUGCGGCUCCAGUAUCAGCGCUGGCUUCCGUCCCAGCAUGCUCCACCAGUACAGCAGUGUGCUGGGCUUCCUGGACCUGAGCGGAGCCGUGCCCGUGGACCUGGUCCUGCAGGACUGUGAGCUGCUGGUGGGCUGCCUCACCUGCUCCCAGGAGGGGUCCCUGCAGGUGUCAUACGGCCAGCCCAAGGAGGCGAACUGUCAGCACUGCCACUCCAAGCUCAGGAUCCUGGUGGAGAGCACAGUUUUCCAGCUCCUCCAGCCCCGGCCCAGGGCACAAGCAGGACACGGAGACGCAGGGCGUGGAUCAGGCCGUUACCCCAGAGACCCCGCCGUGCAGCGGGGGAAACCGCUUCCUGAGAUGGGCACCUGCAAGCAUUUUAAACAGAGUCAGCGCUGGCUCAGGUUCCCGUGCUGCGGUCGGGCGUACCCGUGUGACGUGUGCCAUGACGAGGACCAGGACCACCCCAUGGAGCUGGCCACCAGGAUGAUCUGUGGUCACUGCGCCAAGGAGCAGGCAUACAGCAGUGGGAAGCCCUGUGUCAGCUGUGGGGGAAUGAUGACCAGAGACUCCCGUACCAACCACUGGGAGGGAGGGCAGGGCUGCCGCAGCAAAAGCAGAAUGAACAGAAAUGAUCGUCAAAAAUACAGCAACAUAAACAAAACGGUAUCCCGCAAAGCAGCCAGUGAAAAAAAGUAACAGAGAUGAACUGUUACCUGUUACCAGCUGCAAAGAUGGAUUACCAGAUGCGAAUCAGGCUCAAAGAAUGCAUUUAUGCCUUAAAUAAAUACAAUCACAUGAUGAAUGUUACCAAAAACCAAAAGAUUGGUUGGGAUUCUCAUUAAAAAAGAAUACAUUUUGUAUCAUAAAUGUUUUGGAUUUCUAAUUAUAAACAUAAAAUUUUAGCUUUUUUAAAAUCACCCCAUAACUUUUACCAUUAAAAAAAAAAAAAAGUUUGUAAUUUAAAUGCUUAACUUUCAGUAAAUUCUUUUCAGUUAUUUUGUGAGUUUAUAAUCAUAAGACAACAGUGGUCCUUAAAACAUCCUUAAUAGUCUUGAAUGAAUAAGCAUUGUCCAUAAUCAUCUGAAGUUUAUUAAAUCAGUUAAAUCAGUUUUUUAGCAGUAGAAUGUACUUUUCAAAUGGCUGGAAGACAAUGCAGUGUGUUAAAUCUUUGUAUAGAGUGCUAUUGGCUGAGCUCUUUGGCAGUAGAAUUUACCUGUAUUUUGGGAUUGGCUGAAGUGACGUGGGUUUAAUCUUUGUACUGAGUGCAGUAUUGGCUGAGCUCUUUAGCAGAACAACGUAUCUUUACUUGGGGAUUGGAUGAAAUGAAGUGGGUUUUCCAGCUUUACCAGAACCAGACGUAGACCUGUCUAACUGGUAACUGGUAACGGGAAGAAGUAAUCUAGGGGAAGCUGCAGCAUACUUUAGUGAGGGGAGGCAAAACUUGUUUUUUGUGUUUUUAGCUUUCAGCAAUGUAAUUUUGUCUUUUUCUGAGAAAAAAAUGAGCUGCUUUCCAAUGGAACUAUUUGUAUUGCAGAUUGCAACUUGAUUUAUAUGUGCUCCAGAAUAAAACAUUUCAACAAAAAA
This is a messenger RNA of Conger conger (European conger), 3247 nucleotides long. RefSeq lists its product as uncharacterized. Lineage: Eukaryota; Metazoa; Chordata; Actinopteri; Anguilliformes; Congridae. The record is from RefSeq and is a predicted model, not a curated record. Gene Ontology annotation, cellular component: nuclear envelope. Gene Ontology annotation, molecular function: zinc ion binding; nuclear export signal receptor activity. The transcript has 12 exons. Bases 341 to 2359 code for a protein of 672 amino acids.